AUGUCUGAUCUUUGCCCAGUAUAUGCUCCCUUCUUCGGUGCCAUGGGUUGCACCAGUGCAAUCGUCUUUACCUGCAUUGGCGCGAGUUACGGCACAGCCAAGUCCGGAGUUGGCAUAUCUGCCAUGUCUAUCCUCCGACCUGACCUAAUGAUGAAGUGUGUUAUCCCAGUUAUCAUGGCUGGUAUCAUUGCUAUCUACGGUCUUGUCGUGUCGGUACUCAUCUCGGCAGAACUAACUAUGCACAUGUCAUUAUUCCAAGGAUUCGUUCAGCUGGGUGCUGGCCUCUCCGUGGGUCUUGCCGGACUAGCAGCAGGCUUUGCCAUCGGUAUUGUUGGUGACGCUGGCGUACGGGGAACUGCGCAGCAACCAAGGCUCUUUGUGGGCAUGAUUUUGAUCCUCAUUUUCGCUGAAGUGCUGGGUCUGUACGGUCUCAUCGUCGCGCUUAUCAUGAACUCGAAAGCAUCGGACAUGGCUGGCGUUUGCUCCGUAUAA
This is a messenger RNA of Sparassis crispa, 492 nucleotides long. Its product is annotated as V-type proton ATPase 16 kDa proteolipid subunit. Lineage: Eukaryota; Fungi; Basidiomycota; Agaricomycetes; Polyporales; Sparassidaceae. Gene Ontology annotation, cellular component: proton-transporting V-type ATPase, V0 domain. Bases 1 to 492 code for a protein of 163 amino acids. Gene Ontology annotation, molecular function: proton-transporting ATPase activity, rotational mechanism. Gene Ontology annotation, biological process: proton transmembrane transport. The record is from RefSeq and is a predicted model, not a curated record. The transcript has 9 exons.